UUUGUUUCGGCUUUCGCUCUUCGGAUUGUUACAUUCUCAAUUUUUAUUAUUCUUUCAAGAAAAGUGUUUCUAAUACGGAGUUAACUAUUUAAAACUGUUACAUUUCUUAACAUGUUAUACCAGUGGUUCUUAAACAAUUGUAGGUUAUAACUAUCGUAAUAAUUUCGCAUACCCUUAUGUGAAAAUAAAAGUAACUUUUAAAGUUUUUCAUAGUGAAAGUAAAAAACAGUGUUUGUGUCUACUCUUUUUGUUGGACUUCUCGAACAGGAACAGAGAUGGGCCUUAUAAUAUCAAGAUUCCGACGCAAGAAGACGACGAAGGAGAUACUCGAAGAGCUCGAGACCAGGAUAAAGAGCAUAGAGAGAGACGGCGAAUACAAGGAGCAGACGCACAAGCGCGUGAUCGGUAUGAUAAUGGUCAACUCGGUGGGGCUAUACGUGCUGUUCGCGCUGCUUUACUACUUCAUGUAUGUGGGCAAGAGCCAAUACUGGGUGCACUCGGUGAUGUACGCGUCGCCGCUGCUGGUGCUGCCCGUGUUAGUUAUAUUCCUGAGGUCGGCCAUAUCGUCUUAUUACACUUGGAGUCUGAACAAGAACAGAGUUAAGCUGACCAAGAUGAGAGACGAGAAGAAGAAGAUUCUGGAGGAGGUGAUGAACACGGAGACUUAUAAGGUCGCGAAGGAAAUAUUAGACAAGUACGGCGCACCGGAGGAGCAAUCGAAAGCGUUGAAACCUUUCACUCCCACUGUAGCCGUCGCUCAGAGUACACCGCAGGCUACCCCCAUCCAGCUAAGGCAGAGGCAGUUCGCCCUGCAGACAUCGACUCCAAACAAAAACAUGAACCUCGUGCCCGCAACGCCGGGGGUUGUUUUCAAUGGACCAAGGUUGAGGUCGGAUCAGUUACCACGCCCUCUACCGGACAGCAAUAGAUCUGCGUUGGACAAAGUUGUGGAUUAUUUAUUGAAAGAUGGCCCCAAUUAUCGGAUGGCGCUCAUAUGUACUGAAUGCUUCUCGCAUAAUGGCAUGGCGAUG
Zerene cesonia (dogface butterfly) is the source of this 1031-nucleotide messenger RNA. RefSeq names its product endoplasmic reticulum junction formation protein lunapark-B (gene Lnpk). Gene Ontology annotation, biological process: endoplasmic reticulum tubular network organization. Gene Ontology annotation, cellular component: endoplasmic reticulum tubular network. NCBI's taxonomy places the organism in Eukaryota, Metazoa, Arthropoda, Insecta, Lepidoptera, Pieridae. The annotation marks the transcript as partial. The record is from RefSeq and is a predicted model, not a curated record. The transcript has 7 exons.